Molecule: messenger RNA, 1672 nt
Organism: Gopherus evgoodei (Goodes thornscrub tortoise)
Lineage: Eukaryota; Metazoa; Chordata; Testudines; Testudinidae
Gene: NSUN5
Product: NOP2/Sun RNA methyltransferase 5
Exons: 10
Coding region: 33-1445 (470 amino acids)
Biological process (GO): rRNA base methylation
Cellular component (GO): nucleolus
Molecular function (GO): methyltransferase activity
Source: RefSeq, a predicted model, not a curated record
CGCGCUGCCGGGUACGGGAGCCGGGCCGGGCCAUGGCCCUGUACAGCGCCGCCGCCUCUGUCCUGGCCGGGCUGCAGCGCCGGGACGGCGCCCUCAAGACCCUGGUGUACAAGAGCCGCUUCCAGAACGUGAAGCAGCUCUAUGCCCUGGUGUCAGAGACCCUGCGCUACUCACCUGUGCUGGACUCCAUCAUGGACGGGGCUGCCCUGCUGAAGGCUGAGAAGAAGCUGCCCCCAUACCUGGCCAAGGUGCUGGUGUAUGACCUGCUCUUUGGCAAGGGUCUGAAGUGCGGGGGCCGCUGGAAGGUGCUGGUGCUGAAGCACCGGGCCCGGCUGCAGGCGGAGCUGGCCCGUCUCAAGGUGCACAGGAAGGUGAGCUGCAAUGAGGAUCUGCUGGCGCCCGCAGAGGGGGUGAUCCAAGUCCCUCAAGUGCCACGAUACGUCCGAGUGAAUACCCUGAAAACUUGCAAGGAUGAUGUGGUCGACUACUUCAAACGCCAGGGCUACUCCUACCUGGGCAGGGCAGCCAGAAUGGAGGAGCUGAGCUCCCUCUCGGGGAAGCAAUUCCUCCUGGAUCCCCACCUGCCAGAGCUGCUUGUCUUCCCGCCGCAGACAGACUUCCAUGAGAACCGGCUGUACGUCGCAGGGCAUAUCAUACUGCAAGACAAGGCCAGCUGCCUUCCUGCCUUCCUUCUGAGUCCCCCCUCAGGGUCCCAUGUAAUCGAUGCCUGCGCUGCCCCCGGGAACAAGACCAGCCAUGUGGCCGCCAUCCUGAAGAACAAGGGGCAGAUCUUCGCCUUUGAUCUGGACCCCAACCGCUUGGCCACCAUGAGCACCAUGCUGGUGCGGGCUGGGGCUAGCUGCUGCGAACUGGCCAAUCAGGACUUCCUGACAGUUGACCCGAGUGACCCAAAGUACAGCCAUGUGACCUACAUCCUCCUGGACCCAUCGUGCAGUGGCUCAGGAAUGGUGAAGCGGCUGCCAGCUGAGGAGGAUGCCCCCAGCUCGGAGCGGCUGCGGGCGCUGGCUAGGUUCCAGCGCAAGGCCCUGACCCAUGCUCUGCGCUUCCCUGCCCUCCAGCGCCUGGCUUACUCCACAUGCUCGGUACAGCAGGAGGAGAAUGAGGACGUGGUGUGGGAUGUGCUCCAGGAGCACGGCACAGCGUUCAGGUUGGUAAACCUACUGCCUUCCUGGCCCCAGCGAGGCCUCGCCACCUUCCCAGGUGCAGAGUGCUGCCUCCGAGCCUGCCCCGCAACAACGCUGACAAAUGGCUUCUUCGUUGCUGUGCUGGAGAGACAGCAGGAAUGCAACAGCCAGGACUCCUCCAGCUCCCUUCCAGCUGAGGCUGACGUGGACAGUGGAGCAGAGAGAUCCCAGAAUGGAGAGGGAAGGGGCCCUCACGCUGCUCGCAAGAAGAGGCGGAAGAAGAGCCAGUGUGUGAAAUAAGGACUCUUGACAGGAGCUGUGGUGGCCUAUCCUAUUGCCAGAGCUCGGAGCCCUGAGGCUGGAGGCCCUUGGUGCAUUGGGCCUGUGCUGCUGGCAAGCUUUCCUUCCAGAUGGUGCUGUAGAAGGGAGACAUCUAACCCGCUGCCAGCCCAGCUGCUGGGCGGGCUCUGGUCCGGCAGUGCACCCAGCCUGGGUCAGUGUGGAAGUAAAGCUUUCCAACCUCUUCU